AUGGCAUCAGGGGAAAAGUCCUCUCAAAAGAGUGCGAUUGGUAAUACUAAUUCCGCAUCGUUGAUAGCACUCGCUGCAGAAAUCGCCAAACAUGAGCAAAGCUUCCAAAGAGUGAAAGGAAGCAGCGGUAGCCUCAGUGGUAUUAGAGCACCUAAAUCUAAGCCAACAGUAUGGCAACGACAGAAUACAGGACUCUCGAAACGAGCCAUGAAGGAUGAUAUAGGUGGCAGCGGCGGUUAUAAUGAUUCUGAAGCGGAAGCUACAAGGAAAGCAGCGAUGGAACGGAAAGCAAAGGUGUAUGAGAUGUUGGAGCGUGGAGAGGAUGUUCCAGAUCAACUAAGAGAGGAAUUACUAGUGGAAUUUGAGCACAGGGAUCGUCGGCGGGAUUAUAGUGACAGUGAUAUUAGUAGUGAUGACACAAGAGAGCGAAGUGGUAGAAGAAGAAGCAGGAGUAGAGGUCGAGAAAGAGGCAGAGAAGGAGAGUUUCGAGGAAGGAGGAGGGCGAGCUGGGGUAGAGGAGGCCGAAGUAGGAGUAGAUCAAGUGAUUGGGACCGGGAUGAAUCUGCAGCUUUAGCAAGAGAUCCAAAAGAAUUUAUGGCUGAUCCAUGGGUAGAACAUGUGGAUGAGUUUGGAAGGACACGACUAAUGCGUCAGUCAGAGGUACCGAAACCGGAACUUCGCAAAGAAGAUAUGGAGAAUCCAGGAAUCCAUAAUCCUGCCAAUCCCUUCCCAGUUUUCCGAAAUCAGGAUGCAGUUGAUAAACAAGAAUGGAUUCGGGAUGCCACAGGGGAACUGAAAAGGUCCAAUAAUAAUUAUAAUAUGCCAGGAGUAGGCGGUGGAGGAUAUUCACUUGCGAAUACAGUACGCCAUUACAGCAGUGCAGCAGAGAGGAGAGCUCAUGGUGUUGGAUUCUAUCAGUUUUCUCAAGAUGAAGAAGAGCGCGCAAAACAAAUGCAGGAGUUGCGCAACAUUCGAAGUGAGACCGAGACGAAAAGGGCACUGCAUCGACCGUUGCGAGAAAAGAGGAGAGGGGAGAUCGAAGCACGUAAAAAGAUUAUCCAGCAGAAGCGUCUGAAAUCCUUAGCCAGCACAAUCACAGCAGCAUAA
This is a messenger RNA of Lobosporangium transversale, 1107 nucleotides long. RefSeq lists its product as hypothetical. Gene Ontology annotation, cellular component: nucleus. The transcript has 6 exons. Bases 1 to 1107 code for a protein of 368 amino acids. NCBI's taxonomy places the organism in Eukaryota, Fungi, Mortierellomycota, Mortierellomycetes, Mortierellales, Mortierellaceae. The record is from RefSeq and is a predicted model, not a curated record.